Messenger RNA from Eleginops maclovinus (Patagonian blennie), 1918 nucleotides. RefSeq names its product complement component 1, q subcomponent-like 4 (gene c1ql4a). Gene Ontology annotation, molecular function: protein binding. NCBI's taxonomy places the organism in Eukaryota, Metazoa, Chordata, Actinopteri, Perciformes, Eleginopidae. The coding region runs from base 19 to 744 and encodes 241 amino acids. The transcript has 2 exons. The record is from RefSeq and is a predicted model, not a curated record.
GCAGCUGUAGGUGUAGCCAUGGUUCUAAUACUGUUGGUUGCCAUUCCCCUGCUGGUCCACACAACCAAAGGGGGAAACACUGGAAAUGCAGGGAGCCAUUAUGAAAUGCUUGGGAGCUGCAGGAUGGUAUGUGAUCCCUAUGCUACAUCUCAGCCUGGCCAGGAGCUGACAGCCGUGUCUCCACCAUCCAAGGAUUACCCUGGGAAGAAGCUAAAGUCUGGGCUCCGUGGGCCUCCAGGGAUCCCUGGCCCUCAAGGACCACGUGGACCCCCUGGAGAGCCAGGCAAACCAGGACCACAGGGGCCCCAAGGUCCAGGUCCUGGUGGCUAUUCUCCCUCACUCUACACUCCCAAAAUUGCCUUUUACGCAGGGCUACGCAAGCAGCACGAGGGGAGUGAAAUACUCAAGUUCGAUGACGUUGUGACCAAUGUAGGUAACUACUAUGAGCCCAGCACUGGAAAAUUCACCUGUCCUCUGCCUGGCAUCUACUUCUUCACCUACCAUGUUCUAAUGAGAGGUGGUGACGGGACCAGCAUGUGGGCAGACCUAAAGAAGAACGGACUGGUAAGAGCCAGCGCCAUCGCUCAGGAUGCUGAUCAAAAUUACGACUACGCCUCCAACAGUGUGAUCCUGCAUUUGGACGUGGGUGAUGAGGUGUGCGUGCAGCUGGACGGAGGCAAGGUCCACGGAGGGAACACAAACAAGUAUAGCACCUUCUCCGGCUUCCUCAUCUACCCAGACUGAAUCUAACCAUUCCUUACAGAAAAUGGACACCAACACACACACACACACACAUAUUCCCAGUUAAAUGUAAGUAUGCAAACAAAUGCACACAUAGAAACAUGCAAGUCGCACAAUGCAUGCAAACACACACACACACACACACACACAAACACACACACAGUCAGACAUUACAACAGACUACAGAGGCGUGGAUCGAGUGAAAAUCAGAGAUGAGUGGGAUUAAGUCCUGUUGCGUGACUUUGAGCCAGUCAUGAUGAACAACUGCAAUUAUCUGACACCCUUUGUUCAACUAUGAACGUCAGAAGAUGUAAAGUAUAGGUGCACAUAACAAUUGCACAUUGUGGCUAUGAAAUAUCUAAAAUACUUUAGCGUGUUCCAUAUUACCUGAUAUUGUGAGGACUACAAUAUAACAAACACCAUCAAUUCAAUUGAUAUUUAUUGCAAUAAUGGUAUUGAGGGUGCCAUUCAACAAGAUGACUAAGUUGAGACAAAUGCACCUACUGUCAUAGUCUUUACUUUCUAGAGUUCUGCUAUCCAUUCCAUUGACCUCUGAUGAAAUGGCCUGCCUAUAUUUUGCAACUCAUCAUUGUAAAAUAUUUCCCUGAAGUGAAUAACACAAGUUGAAAUGUAAUCCCUGUUGUGAUUCACCCUGCAUUGGGAACAUAUACUGAUUAAAAUAAUGCUGUCUGAAUAAAUCCCAGAGGUUUCACCUUUCUUUCCUGUUUCCAUAAUGACACAGGACACAUCACAGCAAGAUAAAACAGAUCAAAAUACACACACAACACAUUUUAUGGAUGGCAUUUGUGUGUGAUGAAGUUUUAAUUGCAGAGUACAUUAGUGACAUGGAGGGUAUGCACAUGAUGUCACCAUUAGUGUAUUAGUUGUAAUACAUUAGUUGUGCUAUUUAACAAGAAUUUGGAGCUAUCUUUUUUUUUACCAUAUGCAAAAACAACUAGAUUCCAAGCAGGAAAACAUGAAUUUUGAGUAGCAUUUUUUUGUUGGUAUGUUGAACUUCUGGGUAAAAUCAUGUGUUGUAUACUGUAUUGACAACUCAUCAAUUAAGUACUUAUCAUCUUACAUUUAAAUUCUGUGUUACCGUUAUGGUUUUGUCAAAAUGUAUUAAUAAACACUCAUGAUGAUGAGCUUUACAGCUUGAACCUCAGACAAAGGGAUA